Molecule: messenger RNA, 2081 nt
Organism: Equus caballus (horse)
Lineage: Eukaryota; Metazoa; Chordata; Mammalia; Perissodactyla; Equidae
Source: RefSeq, a predicted model, not a curated record
UCGCCGUCCGGCGCCAUGGGGGCUUUGGACCCGGAAGUGGCGCCCUGGGCUCGCGGCGGGGCCGCGGGGAUGGCGGGAGCCGGAGCGGGAGCGGGGGCUCGCGGCGGAGCGGCGGCGGGGGUCGAGGCCCGGGCUCGCGAUCCGCCGCCCGCGCACCGCGCACAUCCGCGCCACCCGCGGCCUGCGGCGCAGCCCUCGGCCCGCAGGAUGGACCCCGGGUCCGGGGGCCUGGGCUCCGGGGACAACGCCCCGACUACCGAGGCUCUUUUCGUGGCGCUGGGAGCGGGCGUGACGGCGCUUAGCCACCCGCUUCUCUACGUGAAGCUGCUCAUCCAGGUGCUGGUCUCCCAGACACCUUGCCUCCUGCCUGGCCACAGAGAGUCUGUCUCCUCGUUGAUUGGCAGCAUAGCCAAUGGCAUCACCCCUUGGGAGAGACCCCACCUCCAUAGGAGUGGCCUGGUGCUUCACCCACCCGUGGGUCAUGAGCCGAUGCCCCCCACCAUUGGGACCAAUGUGCUGGGGAGAAAGGUCCUCUAUCUGCCGAGCUUCUUCACCUACGCAAAGUACAUCGUGCAAGUGGAUGGGAAGAUAGGGCUGUUCCGAGGCCUGAGCCCCCGGCUGAUGUCCAACGCCCUCUCCACUGUGACCCGGGGCAGCAUGAAGAAGGUUUUCCCUCCAGAUGAGAUCGAGCAGGUUUCCAACAAGGAUGAUAUGAAGACGUCUCUGAAGAAAGUGGUGAAGGAGACCUCCUACGAGAUGAUGAUGCAGUGCGUGUCCCGCAUGCUGGCGCACCCCCUGCAUGUCAUCUCAAUGCGCUGCAUGGUCCAGUUUGUGGGACGGGAGGCCAAGUACAGCGGCGUGCUGAGUUCCAUUGGGAAGAUUUUCAAAGAGGAGGGGCUGCUGGGAUUCUUUGUCGGCUUAAUUCCUCACCUCCUGGGAGAUGUGGUUUUCUUGUGGGGCUGUAACCUGCUGGCCCACUUCAUCAAUGCCUACCUGGUGGAUGACAGCGUGAGUGACACCCCAGGGGGGCUGGGAAACGACCAGAAUCCAGGUUCCCAGUUCAGCCAGGCCCUGGCCAUCCGGAGCUACACCAAGUUUGUGAUGGGGAUCGCAGUGAGCAUGCUAACCUACCCCUUCCUGCUGGUCGGUGAUCUCAUGGCUGUGAACAACUGUGGGCUGCAGGCCGGGCUCCCCCCUUACUCCCCAGUGUUCAAAUCCUGGAUCCACUGCUGGAAGUACCUGAGUGUGCAGGGCCAGCUCUUCCGCGGCUCCAGCCUGCUUUUCCGCCGGGUGUCAUCAGGAUCAUGCUUUGCCCUGGAGUAACAUGAAUCACCUAAAACCCCGCUGUCUCGGCCUGGGCGCUGUGGAGGAGGCCUGAGCAUCUUGAGGCACCUGUUACGACUCCAACCCAGCAACACCUAGAUGUGCUCCAGCCCAGCUGGGCUUUGGUUUCCAUAUUUGCCAUGUGUCUGUCCGGAAGUGGGGGUUAGGUGGGGGUGAGGCUGCGCCCAGUGGAUUGGUCACCUGCUAGACCUGCGGGAGGUGGGCAGGGCUAUGGAAUUGGGGCAGAAUCCCCUUACUAAGCAGAUUUGCUGAAUCCGCUUUGUAUCAGGGGCCAGAGAACGACUUGUGGAGGCCUAGGUUGGAUGGGAAAGGCUCACGGGGUCAGGUCCCACCCCCUGCUCACACCCAAGUGGGCCCAGCUCUCCUGCAGCUCAGCUGGGAGCACUGCCCUCCUGCUUUGUACAUAGGGCGUGAUCCCCUUUCACCAGGCCACCACCAUGUCCAGGCCUGUGCCAGGAAGCCAUUGCUCAGUUCUACCUUUGUUUUUCUCAACACUACCUUUCUGAUACGAAGGCAGCACCUUCGGAAUGUGAAAUCAUGUACUGCUCAGAAUGUGUCCCUCUCAUCAAGUGCUCAUUGGUUUAAUGGUGACGCCUCCUGUGCAGGAUCUGGUCACCUGUGCAUUUGUGAACACCCAGGAAUUAGGCAGAUCACCGUCUCUUGUCUACCCAGUUUAACAAUUUGUGAUAAGAUUUGACCGUUUCUCCCUCAAAUAAAUGUAUUGGUGGUGAUUUGGA